Molecule: messenger RNA, 723 nt
Organism: Prorocentrum cordatum
Lineage: Eukaryota; Dinophyceae; Prorocentrales; Prorocentraceae
Source: the annotation of a GenBank genome assembly
GGCUGCAGCGCCAUGGCGGACUGGGCCCCGAGCUGGUGCUACGUGCAGGGCGGUUCCAAUUGCAACCAGGCCCUGAACUCCACCGUGGUCGGCGAGACGCGCAAGUGGCGCGUGCGCGGCUCCUGCAUCUGCAUGGCGGGCUGCAGCGCCACGGCCGACUGGGGCCAGAGCUGGUGCUACGUGCAGGGCGGUUCCAAUUGCAACCAGGCCCUGAACUCCACCGUGGUCGGCGAGACGCGCAAGUGGCGCGAGUGCGGCUCCUGCAACUGCAUGGCGGAAUGGAACUACGAUGGCGAUGCCGACGGGGUCAUGGAGUCGCACGAGGGCUGCAACGCUCUGGACUCCACCUUGGUCGGUGAGACGCGCAAGUGCACGAGCGCGGCUCCUGCCAACUGCAUGGCGGAGUGGCACUGCGUUGGCGAGUCCGGCGGGGUUAGGGCAUCGUACGAGGGUUGCAGCGCCACGGCAGACUGGGACCAGAGCUGGUGCCACGUGCAGGGCGACGCGUACUGGUGCGAGUGCGGCUCCGGCAUCGGCAUGACGGAGUGGAACUACGAUGGCGACGCCGACGGGGUUGCGGAGUCGCACGUAGCCUGCAGCGCCACGGCCGACUGGGACCAGUGCUGGCGUUACGUGCAGGGCCGUUCCAAGUGCAACCAGGCCCUGAACUCCACCGUGGUCGGCGAGACGCGCAAGCUACGCGAGUGCGGCUCCUGCAACUGA